GCGACAGCUUCACGUUCCAAAGUCGACUGUAACACACGCAAAGGUGUGGGGCACACAACAAGAAAGCUAGCGGAAGGAUAAGACCGGGGUAAACAAUAGAAUAUGCACGGAGAAGUGGACAGAAUAGAGGAGCCUUAUGUAGAACGGCGCGAAUGAGGCGCACAAGAGCUGCAGUGAAGAGGGAAGAACACACUGACAGGGGCGCGCUAUCCGAGCCCGAAUGGACUUCCUCUUGUUUAACCUGAUGGCAUCUAUGAUUCUGGGAAUCUCAGGUACUGCGCCACUGACUCCACUCUUUGCUGGUACUAUAAAAUGUCUGCCUCUGUGUCUUCCAUGGCACCCAGCCUGUUUGGCUCCCUCGUCCAGGUCAGUUUCAUGUUCAAACUCAGGACAAGGUGCUGACGGCAGCAGUAGGAUCUGAUGUUGAAUUGCCCUGUACUCUUUCCCCUCCUUCCAAUGCUGUCGGACUGUAGGUGCGCUGGUUUCACACAGUGUUUCACUCAGUUGUGUAUCUGCUGAAAGAUGGACGGGAGGACAGAGAACAACAAAAAUCUGAGUAUCGUGACAGAGCUUUUUUGAAAUCUGGGCCCCAGACAGGCAACCUGGCACUUUCACUGCUCAAAGUCCGCAUUUCAGAUGCUGGCACCUACCACUGCUUUGUAGAGAACAGAACUAUUGGAACUAUUGAAGAAGCCCUUAUUGAACUUCGUGUCAUUGGUCUCGGCUCUCCACCACUUGUUAAAGUCUCUCUUCAAGGUAGCUUAGUUCAGCUCUCCUGCUUCUCCUCAAAUUGGUAUCCAGCUCCUGAAAUGACCUGGAGAAGAGCUGACGGUGCCAUUGUUAGUGCAGAAGCAAAAACAGAGAAGAAUCCAAAUGACGGACUAAUCAGUUUAACAAACGAUAUUAUUCUAAAAGAAUUCACUGUAGAAAACUUCUUCUGUGAAGUGAUCCAUUCUGCCACUGGAAAAGAGAAUCCAUGUUUCCACGUGUUUCUAAAUGGGUUGCAGCCUUCAUCGUGCUCCUGAUAUGUUUUCUUACUAUAGCAGCUUUGGCUGCUUGGAGGUUCUAUAUUUAUCGCAAUAAAAAAGCUCCUCAGAAACAAGAAAUUGAAUGGAGAAAAGUUUCUGUUUAUAAAGAAUCAGUUCUUUUUGACCCUUUUAUGGCUUCUUCUCAUCUGACCUUCUCUCCGGACUACUGUCUAACACAAGCAAUGGAAAAUCCUCCAAGCAUUAAAGAUGGCUAUGUGCUUGCACAGCCGUGCUUUGAUAGUGGCAGACAUUACUGGGAGACAGAAGUGCACAAAGGAAGCGAUGGAGUGGGGUGCUUAAUUGGAGUGGCAGUACUCCCCAGAGAGUCCAAGGACAUACAGAUACUGUCGGCUAUUGGUUUUGGACAGACAGAAUCAUAUUUCAACAUUCAAUGUGAGAGGGCAAUGCUAGUAGGUAUUUUUAUAGACAUUGAGGAGGCCACUGUAUCAUAUUAUAACGUAAACACAUUUCAGCGGCUGCACUACGACAAACUUAUUAACACCAAAGAUGUAUCUCCCUUUUACUGUGUAGCAAAGGGGGUUACUUUUAAACUGAAUCCUGAUCCUUGUAGAAAAUAUACAGAUGCCCCAUAGACCAAAGUGAUUCCAUGGAUCUUGUGAUUUGAAAUCAUACAAUGUCAUGACUAAAUUUGCUGCAAUUGUGUCAUGCAGCAGAACGCAUCAACACUGGAAAUCUUUGAGGUCUUUGGGAAACCUUAUUCAUGAAUAUACAGGUAUUUAUCAAACCCUUCACUGACACUUGGCUCUCUGACUGUCCUAACUAUCUUUUCCUAAAUUAAUCAACAUCAUCUCAAAUUAAAACUUGUCUCUGCUUCCCCUUUACUAUUACUAUGGAUGACCUUCUCUAACCCUACUAAUACAGCAUGCUGCCUGGGAGUAGUAGAUUUUUUCUCCUUCUCUAAUCACACCUAUCCCACCUGGACUAACUGCUUCAGUCUUUAUCAAACUGCCACAUGAAUCCUCCUUCUCAACAAGAGUACAAUGAAUAGGGCUUAGAAUGAAGAUACUUUUUGCCACAAAAUAAUCACAAUCAAAUCACAAAAUAAUGCAUUUUUAUUAUUUCUUGAGCUAUUGCAGUUUGGUCCUUGCAAGGUAGAUGAUUAAAUUACCAGUUUACAGAUAAGCCUCCCACAAUAUGGACUUUUUAUCUGUAAGACAAAACAGUCACAACAAAGGAGUAAAAGGGCAUACUUAAAAUGUAAUUCAUGUUGUAAUAUUGUAUUGUUUUCUGUCUGUUCUGUGUAUGUAUACAAUGCUGUGUAUACAAAUUCUGAUGUAAAUAAAAAAAUGCAAACAUA
Xenopus tropicalis (tropical clawed frog) is the source of this 2346-nucleotide messenger RNA. RefSeq names its product butyrophilin subfamily 1 member A1 (gene btn1a1). Lineage: Eukaryota; Metazoa; Chordata; Amphibia; Anura; Pipidae. Bases 977 to 1621 code for a protein of 214 amino acids. The transcript has 7 exons. The record is from RefSeq and is marked provisional.